GGGGCCACGCGCCGGACCCGGUGGGAUAACGGGGCUGACAGGGUCCCAGGAGUGGCUGUCGCGGGGCCGUCCGAGAGAUUCGCAAGGGCAGCAGGCUUCCCGGAGCGAACUGCCCCUUAUUCCAGAGGCUCCUCCUGCCCCUCGUUCUUAAGGGGCCCAAACUCACCGCGGCCACCGGCGCGUAGCUCCCCGGCUGGUGGCAGAGGAGGAGAAGCUCCAGAUUUGGGCCGCUGGGGGCCCUGCGCUGCUCUACGUCAACCACUGCGCUCCGCGACCCUCGCCCCCCGGCACGCUCGCGCCUUAAGCUCCCUCGCCGGGCCCCGCCCGCGCUCCAGCAUCUCCCGCUAUUUGGCUGCCCUCCUGGGGCCCCCUUAAUCCUUGUUGCCUGGCGGGGACCCAGGGGUGUUCUUGUAGCGCAGGGCUGGGGAGGAGUUACUGAGGGCGCCCGCCUGGACCGCCCCUACUGCAGGCGAGCCCGCUUGCGCGAGACCCUUGGCGCGAGAGGGCCACCAAAGGAGUGUGAACUGGGGAGUGGGCAAGAGUGGAAAGUGACAGAGAAGGGGGAAAUUGGCCCGCAAAGGCUUGAGAAUGGGCAGAGAGGAGCAGCAGGUACGCGCAGUGUGCAAAGGGACGCCAGCGGUGCAGGCGGCUGGAUUUGGCUGUGCGCGCCCAGGAGGGAGGCUGAGGGGUGCGGAACGAGAAUGCAGAGUCGGAAGAUGCGCAGGGAGAAUGGGCUCCGCGGAGGGCAGCCCGGGAGGCGGCAGGACCGCGCGCGCCCAGGGGACGAGCCCGUGGCAGCCGAGAGGGCGCUUGAUCUCGGGAACCUUGGCCGACUCCUGCGCGUGCCUCGCUGCCUCGGAGACUCGCGGCCUCGCGGUCGUCGCUCUAGGGCUCGGGGACCGCGCCGGGGGCUGAGGGGCUGCCGUGCUCUCCCGGCAGCGCAGAGCGGGUGCAGGAGGCGCGAGAGGGUGACGGUCGGCGCGCCGGGCAUGAACCUGGAGGGCGGCAGCCGAGGCGGCGAGUUCGGCAUGAGCGCGGUGAGCUGCGGCAACGGGAAACUCCGCCAGUGGCUGAUCGACCAGAUCGACAGCGGCAAGUACCCGGGGCUGGUGUGGGAGAACGAGGACAAGAGUGUCUUCCGCAUCCCCUGGAAGCACGCGGGCAAGCAGGACUACAACCGAGAAGAGGACGCCGCGCUCUUCAAGGCUUGGGCACUAUUUAAAGGAAAGUUCCGAGAAGGCAUUGAUAAGCCAGACCCUCCUACCUGGAAGACACGUUUGCGAUGUGCUUUGAACAAGAGCAAUGACUUUGAGGAACUGGUUGAGAGGAGCCAGCUAGACAUCUCAGACCCCUACAAAGUCUACAGGAUUGUUCCUGAGGGGGCCAAAAAAGGAGCAAAGCAGCUCACCCUGGAAGACCCACAGAUGACCAUGAACCAUCCCUACACCAUGACAGCACCUUACGCCUCCCUGCCAGCCCAGCAGGUUCAUAACUACAUGAUGCCACCCCAUGACCGAAGUUGGCGGGACUAUGUGCCUGAUCAGUCACACCCCGAAAUCCCGUAUCAGUGUCCUGUGGCGUUUGGACCUCGCAGCCACCACUGGCAAGGCCCAACCUGUGAAAACGGUUGCCAGGUGACAGGAACCUUUUAUGCUUGUGCCCCGCCUGAGUCCCAGGCCCCCGGGAUCCCCAUAGAGCCAAGCAUAAGGUCUGCUGAAGCCCUGGCGCUCUCAGACUGCCGGCUCCACAUCUGUCUGUACUACCGAGAGAUCCUGGUGAAAGAGCUGACCACGUCCAGCCCUGAAGGCUGCCGUAUCUCUCACGGCCACACCUACGAUGCCAGUAACCUGGACCAGGUCCUCUUCCCCUACCCGGAGGACAACGGCCAGAGGAAGAACAUUGAAAAGCUGCUGAGCCACCUGGAAAGGGGUGUGGUCCUCUGGAUGGCCCCUGAUGGGCUUUAUGCCAAAAGACUGUGCCAGAGCAGGAUCUACUGGGACGGGCCUCUAGCGCUGUGCAGCGACCGACCCAACAAGCUGGAAAGGGACCAGACCUGCAAGCUCUUCGACACGCAGCAGUUCUUGUCCGAGCUGCAAGCAUUUGCUCACCAUGGCCGUCCCCUGCCAAGAUUCCAGGUGACUCUGUGCUUCGGGGAGGAGUUUCCAGAUCCUCAGAGGCAAAGGAAGCUCAUCACUGCCCAUGUCGAACCUCUACUAGCCAGACAACUGUAUUAUUUUGCUCAACAAAACAGUGGACAUUUCCUGAGGGGCUAUGACUUACCUGAACACGUCAGCAGCCCUGAGGAUUAUCACAGAUCCAUCCGCCACUCCUCCAUUCAGGAAUGAAGAACAGCCAGACCAGGGACUUGGUGUCACUGUAAACUUCUGGUCUGGCAAGAACACCUCAUUGAACCCCCUCUUUUAUGAUUGAAGAACUUGGAAUUUGGGGCAUCAGUUCAACAUAGGAGGAGAAACUCAGCAAGAAUAUGUAUAGAAACUCAGCUCUGUCUCACUGAGAGAUGAGCUUCCACGAGGAAGGAUGGUUCCCAGGCCUCUCCGUGGAUGGCCACCAUCAGUGACAGCUGUGAAAACUGACCAACACGCGUGUUUACAUUUCCCUAAAUGCUCUGUCUGAUUGAUGUGGAUCUUUCUUGCUUGAAGACUGAGAAAAUGUUUCAGUAUUGACCACUAAGUGAGGAAAGCACUCAAGUGUUGUAUUAUUUCUCAGGGAAGUAAAACCUAAGUCUGAGGCUACUCUGCCCACAACAGCAACGUGCUAGUGCAAGUAGGGGAUGUUGCUCUUGUAGAAAAUGCUUGCUGAAGGCAGGAAACAGGCUGACAGAGGGGGAGCCUCAGCACCUCCGACUGUGGCCACCAGCCUGGGCUCCCCUGGUGGGCUCCCCUGCCCUGCUCCCCGCUGCCCAUUUGCUCUCUCCCCUUAGGUGCCCCUGGAGCCAGCUGGUAGACUCUGUUGCUAUUUUCUGGAGCCAAAAAGCAUUAGGGCCGCCCUUGAGUAGUACAGUCUUGUCUGUUCUACAAUCUAGCAAUGGCUGGUUGAGAUAUUUUUGUCUCUCAUUCUAUAGAAAUUACUGCUGAAACUUUUUUCUUAAAGAAGGAAAAUGAGACCAGCAAUCCAAGUACUCAAGAUGGUUUUUCGAAACUUGGUGACAUUUCCCCUCUUACCCUGUUUUGUUUUGUUUGGCUACCAGUUAGUUAUCCAUGACAACACUACAGAGGGGGAGCCAGCGCCUCACGAAUGGAUGAACUCUGUUAGGAAAAAGGACGACAGGAUUUCACUGGUUGCAUAACUGCAGACUAAGUGGGCUGUUUUUGCUUAUUUUGUAUAUUAUAUGCUUCCUCAUGCCAACAAUGGUUUAACUGGGCCUUAAAAUACUGGGCUUCUUCCAAAUACAUCUUUUUAUAGAAUCA
Molecule: messenger RNA, 3428 nt
Organism: Manis pentadactyla (Chinese pangolin)
Lineage: Eukaryota; Metazoa; Chordata; Mammalia; Pholidota; Manidae
Gene: IRF4
Product: interferon regulatory factor 4
Exons: 8
Coding region: 702-2345 (547 amino acids)
Biological process (GO): immune system process; regulation of transcription by RNA polymerase II
Cellular component (GO): nucleus
Molecular function (GO): protein binding; RNA polymerase II cis-regulatory region sequence-specific DNA binding; DNA-binding transcription factor activity, RNA polymerase II-specific
Source: RefSeq, a predicted model, not a curated record